GCUGCUAGAGCCCAGGCUAGGUGGCACUAAGCCUUGGUGUCAUGCAUGAAGUCAAGCAGAGCAGCAGAAACCAGGUGCCCCUCUGGUGCAUAGAGACAUUUCAGCAGACAGAGGCAGACCCUGCAAAGGGACUGAGGAAAGCAGAGACAGUGAAAACCAACUUCAGCUCCCCAAGCUCAGUCCACUUCUGUGGAGCUGUUGCCACUUAUGGUCAGGAUUAAAACUAAAUUGCAUGGAGAAAAGACAAUGGGGAAAUCAAACGUCCAUCACAGAAUUCAUCCUCCUGGGUUUCAGGAAUCUCCCUGGACUGCAGAUUCUUCUCUUUCUGCUUUUCCUAGUGAUCUACAUUGUUACCAUGGCAGGGAACAUCCUCAUUGUUGCACUAGUUGUGGCUGAUCAGCACCUGCACACCCCCAUGUACUUUUUCCUGGGGAAUUUGUCCUGCUUGGAGACCUGCUACACUUCCACCAUCCUGCCCAGGAUGCUGGCCAGUCUCCUCACUGGGGACAGGACCAUCUCAUUUAGUGGUUGUAUCAUACAGCUUUAUUCUUUUGGUUUCCUAGUGGUGACGGAAUGUUUUCUCCUAGCAGCAAUGUCUUACGAUAGGUAUUUAGCGAUAUGCAAACCCCUGCACUAUGCAGCCCUUAUGAAUGGCAGGUUCUGUCUCCAGCUAGCAGCUGGCUCUUGGAUAAGUGGCUUUCUGGCUAUUACCGUAAUUAUAUUUUUGAUGUUGCAGUUAAUAUUUUGUGGCCCCAAUGAAAUAGACCAUUUCUUUUGUGAUUUCAUUCCACUGCUUAAACUGUCCUGCAGUGACACGCAACUGAUUUCAAUGGUAAGUUUAUUCUUUUCCUUCUUUGAUACAUUUCCCCCUUUUCUAUUAACGGUGGCAUCCUACAUAUAUAUCAUCGCCACCAUCCUGAGAAUCCCAUCCACCACUGGGAGGCAAAAGGCCUUUUCCACCUGCUCAUCCCACCUCAUUGUGGUGACCGUUUUCUAUGGAACCUUAGUCAUUGUCUACAUGGUACCAAAAAACAACACACUGAGAGACCUAAAUAAAGUGUUCUCUGUCUUCUACACAGUCUUGACUCCUCUGCUCAACCCCCUCAUCUACAGCCUAAGAAAUAAGCAUGUAAAUAUGGCCCUAAGAAAAGCUCUGACUAAGUUCACAGGAUCAUAUUCACAGUAGGUGUAAACUGGUGUGUCUCCACGGUAGUCAAUGCAACUGUGCUGAUUUACUCCAGGUGGUUAUCUGGUCUGUAGCGAUCGCCAGAAUUCGGCUGGGUAUAAUAUCAUGAGGAUUAAUCAAUCUGUUUUAAAUGCUCUGAUGGGGCUGCAUGUUGAUGGUUCCAUACUUAAACCACAUGAUGCAUCAUAGGAGACUGUGAGGAUGUAGUGAGUUCUGUGGCAGCUUCUUCAAAUAUAGUGCUUGUGUUUGGGGUGUGGGGCCAUGGGAGUCUCUGGGGUUCAGGCUUCUUGUAAUUCAACUAAUGUCCCAGCUUCUCCCUCAAAGUGGAGAAUCUGAAUGGGGGUAGGAAAAUUGACCAAAUUGCAUAGGACAAGAUCUAUGCCAGGACUGAGUAUACUGAAAUAUAUAACUAGGUGAAAAGGUAAUUGACCUGAUGGAUGUCCAUAGCGUCUGUGUAUGUAGCAUUUUAAU
Dermochelys coriacea (leatherback sea turtle) is the source of this 1657-nucleotide messenger RNA. RefSeq names its product olfactory receptor 502-like. Gene Ontology annotation, biological process: G protein-coupled receptor signaling pathway. Gene Ontology annotation, molecular function: G protein-coupled receptor activity; olfactory receptor activity. The record is from RefSeq and is a predicted model, not a curated record. The coding region runs from base 233 to 1186 and encodes 317 amino acids. Lineage: Eukaryota; Metazoa; Chordata; Testudines; Dermochelyidae. Gene Ontology annotation, cellular component: membrane. The transcript has 2 exons.